This is a messenger RNA of Bombus impatiens (common eastern bumble bee), 936 nucleotides long. RefSeq lists its product as uncharacterized. The transcript has a single exon. The record is from RefSeq and is a predicted model, not a curated record. Gene Ontology annotation, biological process: proteolysis. The coding region runs from base 1 to 936 and encodes 311 amino acids. Lineage: Eukaryota; Metazoa; Arthropoda; Insecta; Hymenoptera; Apidae. Gene Ontology annotation, molecular function: zinc ion binding; aspartic-type endopeptidase activity; nucleic acid binding.
AUGCUGUUAACGUUCAGAGACGUAGAGGACUCGCUAGAGAAGUUCAGUGGGAACGGUCUGCCGAGUGUAAGUCGAUGGAUCGAGGACUUCGAAGAAAUGGCAAAAGUGUGUGGGUGGUCAGACAUCCACAUGAUAGCUUUUGCUAAGAAACUGCUCACGGGCUCCGCUCAAUCCGUCGUGAAGCGAGAACGAUGCACGAAGUCCUGGAUAAAGCUAAGGAAGGCGUUAAAAAAUGAGUUCGAAGACGCAGUAAGUGACCAACAGAUACACCAGGAGUUAGCAAAUAGAACGAAGAGACCAGAUGAGAGUCUGCAACAGUACAUGAACAGUAUGCGUGAGAUUGCGGGACAGGGAACAGUCGAUAUACCGUCGCAAAUCAGCUAUAUCAUUCAAGGCAUCCCCGACGAGGUCGCGAACAAAGCCGUGUUGUAUGGAGCCAAGAACAUGCAACAACUGAAAAAACGCCUGAAGCAAUAUGAAGCGAUGAGGAGGGACAUGAAGGCGGAGACAAAGUUUGGGGGACGCAAGGAGGAUAAAGGAAAACGAUCGGAAGUGCGAAGCCAGCCGAGGCCAACAGCGAGUGAUAAGAGAAGAUGUUUCAAUUGUGGCAGUGCGGAUCACUUAAGUGCUAAGUAUCCGGAGAAAGGAAAAGGUACGAAGUGUUUCAAAUGCAACGAGUUUGGACAUGUGGCGGCGAAUUGUACAGCGCGACAAGUAAAGACUUACGUAAUCUCAAGACCGGAGAGGAAAAAGUACUUGAAGGACGUGUCGAUAGAUGGCUGCAGGUUUGCCUCGUUAGUGGAUACAGGUAGUGACCUCACGUUUAUACGAUCGGAUGAGUAUGCGAAGUUAGGAUCACCACCUCUGGGAAGCUGCAAACUUAGGUUUGAUGGUUUUGGUUCCGCUGGCAAUAGUACCUGGGCCGAGUUUACAUGA